Pseudovirgaria hyperparasitica is the source of this 3327-nucleotide messenger RNA. RefSeq names its product glucosidase II alpha subunit. Gene Ontology annotation, biological process: carbohydrate metabolic process; N-glycan processing. The transcript has 3 exons. Lineage: Eukaryota; Fungi; Ascomycota; Dothideomycetes; Acrospermales; Acrospermaceae. The record is from RefSeq and is a predicted model, not a curated record. Gene Ontology annotation, molecular function: carbohydrate binding; alpha-glucosidase activity. Gene Ontology annotation, cellular component: glucosidase II complex. The coding region runs from base 1 to 2973 and encodes 990 amino acids.
AUGAUUCCACUGAAGGGAUCCUCAUCAUGGACCUCCUGCUUCGUUGCACUGACAGCUGUCAGCUUCCUGAUCACCCCAGCGGUAUCGGUCAAGCAUGCCAACUUCAAAACGUGCGAGCAGUCAGGAUUCUGCAAACGUAAUCGGCUGUUUGCCGAUGCUGCUGACUCUCUUGGGUCCGAAUGGCAAUCCGGAUACGCCCUCGAUCCUUCCUCAAUCAAACUGACUGGCGGCCAAUUUACGGGCAACAUCUUGAAGUCGAUAGUCGGGCUCGAAGAAAAGAUUGUACUACCACUGACGGUGUCGUUUUUGGAAUCUGGCGUUGCUAGGGUCACACUUGACGAAGAGAAGCGCCUGAAAGGCGAAAUUGAACUAAGACAUGACAGCAAAGCUAGAAAAGAGCGCUACAAUGAAGCUGAGAAAUGGGCUAUCGUUGGUGGUCUGCAAUUAAGCACAAGUGCUGCCAUCAAUAAGGAAGCUGAGCAAGGUACUACGAGAGUUUUGUAUGGGCCGGCCGGAAGCUUCGAGGCAGUCAUUAAACAUUCACCCUUCUCAGUCGAUUUCAAAAGAGAUGGUACUACGCAAAUCAAGUUCAGCGAGCGUGGCUUGCUCAGUAUGGAACAUUGGCGACCUCAGAUUGAGAAGCCCGCACCGCCUGAGGUCAAAGAGGGUGAAGAAGCGCCACCUCCUCCAGCCGAAGAUCCAGAUAAGCCUGUGUAUGAUGAGAGUACAUGGUGGGACGAGUCCUUCGGUGGCAAUACAGACUCGAAGCCUCGUGGGCCAGAGAGUGUUGGGCUGGAUAUCACUUUCCCAGGCUACGAGCAUGUAUAUGGAAUACCUUCUCAUGCAAGUUCUUUGUCAUUGAAGGAGACUCGUGGCGGCGAUGGCCAAUAUAGCGAGCCGUACCGCUUGUACAACUCGGAUGUCUUCGAAUACGAAAUGGACAGUCCGAUGACUCUCUACGGAGCGAUUCCACUUAUGCAUGCCCAUCGCAAAGAUUCCACUGUCGCCAUCUUUUGGCUGAAUGCAGCUGAAACUUGGGUGGAUAUCACAAAAUCAAAGUCUACUGCCAACCCUCUGAGUCUGGGAAUUGGCUCACACACCGAUACUCGCACUCAUUGGUUUUCGGAGAGUGGGUUGCUAGAUGUCUUUGUUUUUCUAGGGCCCACCCCCAAAGACAUCACCCAAAAGUAUGGCGAGCUAACCGGAUACACACAACUCCCUCAGUCUUUUGCAAUUGCAUACCACCAAUGCAGAUGGAAUUAUGUCAGCGACAACGAUGUAAUUGAUGUUGAUCGCAAGUUUGACAAGCACAAGAUACCAUACGACGUAAUCUGGUUGGAUAUUGAGUACACUCAAGAGAAGAAAUACUUUACCUGGGACCCAAUGACUUUCGCCAAUCCUAUCAAGAUGCACGAUCAUCUUGACAAGAAAGAUCGGAAGCUUGUUGCCAUCAUUGAUCCUCACAUCAAAAAUACUGACAACUAUCCUGUUGUCGAAGAGCUGAAAAAGAAGGAACUCGCAGUGAAGAACAAAGAAGGUAACAUAUACGAAGGAUGGUGUUGGCCGGGUUCUUCCCACUGGAUUGACUGUUUCAAUCCGGCGGCCAUUACGUGGUGGAAGACACUGUUCAAGUACGAAAAAUUCGCAGGUACAGCGCCAAACACAUUCAUUUGGAACGACAUGAACGAGCCUUCUGUGUUUAACGGUCCGGAAACCACAAUGCCGAAAGACAAUCUGCAUCAUGGCAACUGGGAGCACCGAGACGUUCACAAUAUCAAUGGGAUGACAUUCGUCAAUGCCACAUACCAAGCCAUGGUCGAGCGCAAGAGAGGAGAGCAACGCCGCCCAUUCGUUCUAACUCGUUCCUUUUAUGCUGGAAGUCAACGAUUGGGUGCCAUGUGGACUGGAGACAACCAAGCUAAUUGGGAUCAUUUGGCCGCAUCAAUACCUAUGGUGCUAAGCCAAGGCAUAGGAGGUUUUCCCUUUGCUGGCGCUGACGUGGGAGGAUUCUUUGGUAAUCCAGAAAAAGACCUGCUCACACGGUGGUAUCAAGCUGGAAUCUUUUAUCCGUUCAUGCGCGGUCAUGCACACAUUGACACUCGUCGACGUGAGCCAUAUCUUGCUGGAGAGCCGUAUACGGGGAUUAUCAGUCAAGCACUUCGACUCAGAUAUGCGCUACUGCCCGCAUGGUACACUGCGUUCCACCAGGCCAGCGUCGACGGCUCGCCAAUCGUACGACCUAACUUCUUCGUUCACCCGACCGAUGACAAGGGCUUUGCAAUCGACGACCAGUUGUACCUUGGCGAUACUGGUCUUCUGGCCAAGCCUGUAACCAAAGAAGGUGCUGAUAGUGUUGACAUCUACAUCGCCGAUGAUGAGCCUUACUAUGAUUAUUUCGACUACACUAUUUACUUAGGCAAAGGGACGAAAACUAUCAAGGCGCCUUUGGAAAAGAUUCCAUUGCUUAUGCAAGGCGGGCAUAUCAUUCCUCGCCGUGAUCGCCCUCGUCGUAGCAGCGGUCUUAUGCGUUACGAUCCAUACACUCUCGUCUUGGUACUUGACAAGGAGGGCAACGCCCAAGGUACCCUCUACGUCGAUGAUGGCGACUCUUUUGACUACAUAUCUGGUGGUUACAUUCACAGGAAUUUUGAAUAUAGCUCCGCAACUAGCACCCUCCAAUCGACCGAUCUUAACCCAGAUCCUAAUGCAAAGGGAUCUAAGACGGCCGCAUAUCUGAAGACGAUGUCGAGCGUCACAGUCGAAAAGAUUCUCAUUAUUAGUGCGCCCAAGGAGUGGAAGCAGCGUACUCAGGUCUCCAUUAGCGAAGAGGGUGUCAAAGAUAGCUUGAAGAAGCGAACAGUCGAGCUCACGUAUCAUGAAGGGAGCAAAGGUCAAGCCAACUGGGCUGUUGUACGGAAACCAGAUCUUUCUAUCGGGAAGGGCUGGAAAAUCGACUUUGGCGGUACCGAAUAGAGGAGAAUUGUAACGAGAUUGAUGUAUAAGAGAUGUAAUAGCAACAUAAACACUUGAGCAACACCUCGGAUUGAGCAGUACGAGACUACUGUGUGAAGCAAUAGACUGUCUGUAAUAUACACAAUAGACGCCAAGCGCUCAAUAGAAACCUCGAAGCCCUUCUGUGAUCCGACACAGCUGGAAUAUGUCUCUGAGCGAAUAUGAAACAACGCCGUGCAAAAUUGGCGACUGGGCCAAUUUACAUAUCCGUUCCGUCACUAGUGCAAUAUGUCAACGGUGAUACCUAACGUCUUGGCUCAGUGUAGUAUUGGAUGCAGCCCAACAAGCCUGGCUUAUAUACGCAGUCAAUCUAAG